Molecule: messenger RNA, 2815 nt
Organism: Varanus komodoensis (Komodo dragon)
Lineage: Eukaryota; Metazoa; Chordata; Lepidosauria; Squamata; Varanidae
Product: dynein axonemal heavy chain 6-like
Exons: 8
Coding region: 1-1008 (335 amino acids)
Biological process (GO): microtubule-based movement
Cellular component (GO): dynein complex
Molecular function (GO): minus-end-directed microtubule motor activity; dynein intermediate chain binding; dynein light intermediate chain binding
Source: RefSeq, a predicted model, not a curated record
AUGACCUUGAAACGUAAAGAGACUAAUACCUUAAUCACUACAAUACUUGACGUCCAGCCACGAUCAACAACCCAAGGAUCAGGAAAAAGCAAUGAUGAGAUUGUUGAAGAACUUGCUAGUUCAAUCCUUGCUAAAAUUCCUGAGAAACUUGACAUGGAUGCUGCAGCAGAAACACUUUUUGUCAAGGAUGACAAUGGGCGAGUGGACUCUCUAACUACUGUCCUUGGGCAAGAAGUGGAUCGUUUUAACAGUCUUCUCAGUCUGUUAAGGACCUCUCUACAAACACUUAACAAAGCUAUUGCGGGUUUUGUCGUGAUGUCAGAAGAGAUGGAGAGAGUGUAUCACAGCUUUCUUAACAACCAAGUUCCAGCACUCUGGGCUAAUGCAGCAUACCCAUCACUGAAACCUUUAGGAGGAUGGGUAAAAGACCUUGUGCUGAGGACAGGCUUUGUAGAUUUCUGGAUCAAAAGAGGUCAACCUAAAUCAUUCUGGAUCUCUGGUUUCUUUUUUCCACAAGGAUUUCUGACAGGAACUCUUCAGAAUCAUGCUCGAAAAUAUAACUUGCCAAUUGACGAGCUUAGUUUUAGUUAUAAUGUCAUCCCUGUCUACCGAGAUCAAAUGCAGGUUGCAGAAGCCUCAAAAAUGAGUCACUUUGGACAAGAAUUGCCAAUGGAUGCCCAGCUCCCUUCUCCUGAAGAUGGUGUGCUGGUCCAUGGGAUGUUUAUGGAUGCCAGCCGCUGGGACAAUGAAUAUAUGGUUAUAGAAGAUGCCUUCCCUAGGCAAAUGAACGCAAUGUUGCCAGUUGUGCACUUCGAACCCCAUCAAAACUAUGAACCAAGCUCCUUGUUAUAUCAAGCACCCCUCUAUAAAACUGGAGCCCGUGCAGGAACACUCUCCACCACAGGCCAUUCUACCAAUUUUGUGGUUACUGUCUUACUGCCUUCCAAAAAGCCAAGUGACUACUGGAUAUCCAAAGGGUCUGCACUGCUUUGCCAGCUGAAUGAAUAACUGAAACAUGGUUGCUGACCACUCGCCUGUUGUCCGUAUUGCAUGCCGAGCAAGUGAUGACUCGCCCUGUGCCUUAGCCUCAGCAUCCCAUGUAAUCUCACCGUUUGAAGACCAUUCAUCUCUCCCAGCUGAUAUGCAUUCACAUUUCUAAUUCAUUUAGCUAUCGUGUUGAUUUCCCUUCUCUCUCCUUCCCGUCAUGUAUUCAUUUGCAACGCAUGUAUUUUAUGCAUCUGUAGUACUGCUCUAAAAAAAAAAAAAAAAAAAAAAACUACCCUACAAAAUCUGCCUAUUUCAAACAAAGAAACAUGUUUUGCAUCGGAAAAGUAUCUUAUUGUAAGUCCCAUGUUGUACACUUUUCUAACUUGUUUUCUCUGUGCAUGCAAUUUGCUUAUAAAGGAAGUUUCUUAAGAAAUAGUCGCAGUCAGCAUUGGAAUGGCUGAUUCUGUUUAUCUAUAAAAUGUAAGUAAUAAAUAUUUCACACAGACACACAAAAAUAGUUAUGGGGUAUUUAAAUAACCGCUUCUUGUGUUUGUCAUUAAGAUGACUUUCUAGACUCCAUCAUCAAGCUUGCAAAAUUGCUGGAAAUACUUACAUUCUGCAACAGAUCCCGUAAUUAUGACACACUUCUUUUGUGUACACACAGGUUCAAACUUCAUUUUUCCCCAUACAAAACACAUUUCAUAAUGGUUCAAUCUUCAGGCAGGCUAAGCUCAUCAUGGGAGUAUUGGUCACAUUUGCAUUUGGUCAUUUGAAGGCUUCCUCUGCCAUGACUUUCAGUAGAAGAAAGCUGCCACAUAGAUGAUCACUAUCUUAAAGGGCUCCUAUGCAUGAGUUGUACCCUCCUUUACUCAUUGCUAGCUAUAGCAAACAAUUCUCAGUUUAGGUUGCAAUGAUUACAAUCCAACUCAGGUUGUACAUCGAUGAGACGUUAAUGUACAAUUAGAUGCAUGAGCGUAAGAGUGGAAAUGUGUAUCCCAUUCAAAGCCAUAUGAUGCAGACAGAAGGACUCUUCCUUGGACGUGCAAAACGAUGGCCAUCUGAAUAUGUUUCUGAUUUACAGUGCUGGUUUUUAACCCAGCAAGUGUUACAUGUGCUGCUUUGGUGUAUGUUUGGAACUGCUGCAUAAUGCUCCCAGAAAUGAGGAUCAGUAUGUAUUAGACCAAUGCUGUUUAAGGAAAUUGGAAGUUUAUACAAAUUAAUUGAAAGGUGAGAAUAACAGCAUGCAGCUACAACAAUUCAAAUUAAUGAAAGGAGACUUAGUAAUUUGCAUAAUAGAAAAGCUGAAUGUCAGACAUUGAAAAUAUGUUUAACUUAUUAGAAAAAGACCACUGUAUUGACUUUAUAUUGUUAUCAACUGGAGAAAUGUUUCAGACUAUCACAGUGAUAAUAAAAGGUAAAACUUGCCACUUAUUUGGCAAACUGCAACUAACAAUAUCAUUCAAGGCUGAAGUGACACAUUACCAUAAACAAAUCCUGUGUUAAGCAAAGAUGAAAAAUAAAAGUAUUGAACAUGAUAUUUAGCAAAUCUAGGAGUGAUUUACCAAUGCAACAAAAUGUUCACUAGUGUUUUCCUAGGAGUACACAUAAUUAACUAUUUACUUGGUAAUGCUUAUGUUUAUAUCUCAUUUCUUGUCUAAUAUUUAUCAGAGGUCAUGAUCACAAGUACAGGGAGAAGACACUCUUUAAGAAACAAGUAACAGAUACUUUUGCCAGGUAUUUAAUCCUGUGUUUAUUACCUCUAGCAUCAUGGGGCUAAUUGAAUAGUGAAGCUCCUUUUCUCUAUUGAAGUAAGCAGAGAAAAUAAACU